AGGCAUGAUAGAAAACCUGAAUUUUUGUCUCCAGGCCGCAGCCUCAAACAAGCCGAGGUGUUCGACAAUGUCGUCGGCGGCACCGACAAACUCCGGUGACCGCACUACACGAGGACGGCCGCGCCCGCACGUCGUCCUCCUACCCAGCGCCGGCAUGGGCCACCUGGUUCCCUUCACCCGCCUCGCGACCGCGCUGUGCUCCGGCCACGGCUGCGACGUGUCCAUCGUCACGGCCCUGCCCACCGUGUCGUCGGCGGAGGCACGCCACCUCGCGGCGCUCUUCGCCGCCUUCCCCACCGUCGGACGGCUCGCGCUCCAUCUUUCGGCGUUCGACUUGCCGGAGUUCCCCGGCGCCGACCCGUUCUACGUCCGUUACGAGGCCAUCCGCCGGUCCGCCGCGCACCUCCUGGCGCCACUCCUCGCCGGCGCGUCGCCGUCGGCGCUCGUCGCUGACAUCGCCGUGGCCUCCGUGGUGAUACCGGUGGCGAAGGAGCUCCGCCUCCCGUGCUACGUCUUCUUCACCGCCUCUGCCACGAUGUUCGCCCUCCUCGCCUACCUGCCCACCUACGUCGACGCUAACGGCGGCGGCGGCCACGCUAUCGGCGACGUCGACGUCCCCGGCGUGUGCCGCGUUCCCAUGUCAUCCGUCCCUCAGGCGCUGCACGACCCCGACGACAUCUUCACCCGGCAGUUCAUCACCAACGGGCGAAGCCUCGCGGGAGCAGACGGGCUCCUCGUCAACGCGUUCGACGCCUUGGAGCCGGAGGCUGUCGCGGCGCUGCGGCAAGGCACCGUCGUCGCUGGGUUGCCGCCGGUGUUCGCCGUGGGGCCACUCAGCCCGGCGAGCUUCCCGGCGAAAGAUUCAGGCAACUACUUCCCAUGGCUCGACGCGCAGCCGGAGCGGUCGGUGGUGUACGUCAGCUUCGGCAGUCGCAAGGCCUUGCCGAGGAACCAGCUGAGCGAGCUCGCCGCCGGACUAGAAGCAAGCGGCCGCCGUUUCUUGUGGGUGGUGAAGGGCACCGCCGUGGACAGAGACGACGCCGGCGAGCUCAGCGACCUGGUCGGAGAAGGCUUCUUGCAGCGCGUGCACGGCCGUGGCCUCGUGACCAUGGCGUGGGUACGUCAAGAAGAGAUCCUGAAGCACCCGGCCGUCGGGCUAUUCGUAAGCCACUGCGGGUGGAAUUCCGUGACGGAGGCCGCCGCGGGCGGCGUGCCGGUGAUGGCGUGGCCGUGGUUCGCCGACCAGCGGGUGAACGCCGGCGUGGUGGCGCGCGCCGGGCUCGGCGCCUGGGUGGAGGGGUGGAGCUGGGAGGGGGAGGAGGGGGUGGUGCGCGCGGAGGACAUCGCGGAGAAGGUGACGUCGGUGAUGGCUGACGAGGCGGUGAGGGACACGGCGGCGAGCGUCCGUGAGGCGGCGGCGAGGGCGGUGGCUGUUGGCGGGACGAGCUACCGGAGCUUGGCGGAGUUCGUGCGGCGGUGCAGCAGUGGAAGUGUUAGGAAUGAGGCCUGAGAGAAGAGAGAUUCAA
This is a messenger RNA of Oryza brachyantha (malo sina), 1526 nucleotides long. RefSeq names its product UDP-glycosyltransferase CGT-like. The transcript has a single exon. Bases 5 to 1510 code for a protein of 501 amino acids. Lineage: Eukaryota; Viridiplantae; Streptophyta; Magnoliopsida; Poales; Poaceae. Gene Ontology annotation, molecular function: UDP-glycosyltransferase activity. The record is from RefSeq and is a predicted model, not a curated record.